Porites lobata is the source of this 1828-nucleotide messenger RNA. The record is from the annotation of a GenBank genome assembly. Lineage: Eukaryota; Metazoa; Cnidaria; Anthozoa; Scleractinia; Poritidae.
AUGGUUCAGUGUUUCGCUGUUUCACUGAUUCUCUGUUUUUCUGGGGGUUCACUGGGAACAACUACCUCACCUCAGCAACAAAACACCGCAAAGUUAAAAGAUUUAUGCGAGGUAAGAAGAGAGAACUAUUAUACCUUUCAAAAGAAAGUUCACAAUAACGUUGCACGGGAACGGCCUGCCACUUGACUCAUUGCUACCAUUCAAAUACAUGUACAGGCUUUUGCACAGUUAUUCGUGUGCCAUCUUUAACUUGCACAAGUUAAUAUCCUAUCGCAUAAACCGCAAAGAUACACACAUAAUAACACGUAAUACAGUUAACAUAUUUCAACUGUCGACCUUUUUGUCCCUGCUUCACAGACUAGGAAUUCAAACGACAGUUUUUCGAUAUCACACUUUCUUCAUCACCGGCUAUUGUGCUCUUACAAAAGAAUUGAAGCGACGGGUGGGUGACUAUUAGCUUUUAGGGUAAAGAGGAAUGAAUUAGUUCAUUGUCACGAAUGUUUGAUCGAAACUUGCAGAAAACUGACCUUCAGUCGUGGGGAAAUAUUCUGUAAUCCUUUCAGAAAUCGCUGUUUUCAAGCACAUGCCACAACUGUUUUUUUUUUCAAUUUCAUCAAGGUCUAAAAACAAGGUAUAGUGCGUUUUCACCCACGUGGCAACCAUCUAAGCAUAUUUAUUGGAACAAAAGAAAGCAUUUACAUAAGAAAAAAAUCCAACUUCCACAUAAUUAUUGUGGAGCACCAACAUAGCCGCCGUCCCGCGAUUUAGAAAACUAAUAUAGUUGCCGUGACGUCACAUGUGAAAACACUCUCUUUAGAAAAACAAAUAGACCAAAAAGGCCCAGCUCGCACCCCCCUCCCCCGACGUCUUUUAAUCUAGGGCAUCUAUAUUUUCAGAAAUCUAUACUGGGUCAUGGUUUUCCCGGCAUACCGGGAUCAAACGGCAUGCCGGGAAUGCCCGGUGUUCCGGGGCCGCAAGGACCUCAGGGAAGGGAAGGUGCAAAAGGACAAAACGGUGAUAAAGGAUCACAAGGAACGCCGGGUCCACGAGGAGACAGAGAGCGCGAAGGGCCUCUCGGGAAGAGUGGACCGCCAGGAAUCAAGGGAAUAAAAGGUGAACAGGGACUUGUGGGAUUGAAAGAAGAGCCAGGCAUUGUGGGAAAUCAAGGAAGAAAAGGAGACAAAGGAGAGAAAGGAGAAGGCGCCAAAGCAAGUCAAGCAAGUGUAGUACCACAGAUCAACUGGAAACAAUGUGUGUGGAAAUCAGCUAGCGAUACUGAUAACGGAAAGAUUAAGGUAAACAAGGGACGGGCUGAAUGAGAACAACAACUCGGGUUUUUCCAAAGACUUUUUAACGAAAAUUUACAGCUAUAUGAAUUUUCCUACCACUCUCAACUUUUAAAUCCGCUCCCUGCCAAAGCCGUAUUAAAAAUAUAAUAAUAGAAAGCAGUUCAUUCCUUUUGGUUUUAUUUCAGGAUUGCAGCUUCAACAAAUUGAAGGCCGACACAGCUCUUAAAGUCUCAUACCAGGGAAAUGUGAGAAUGUAUAGUGAUGCGAAGUGUAUUCGAUUGUACUUCAAAUUCAAUGGAAAUGAAUGCAGUGGACCAAUGACGAUCGAGGCUGGUGUGUACAGUGACUGGGCUGGGGGUAUCCCAGACCUUCUUCACCAUCGGUCAUUUGAGGGCUACUGCGAAAACAUUCCCAAAGGAACGGUUCGGGUGGAAUUAUGGGUAGGCCAGUGUAGUGGCUAUAAUUUGGGCAAUGCUUACACCGGCUGGAUUUUCGUGUCCCGUAUAAUGAUUGAAGAAGUAUCCAGGCCGCAGUCCUAG